Coniosporium apollinis CBS 100218 is the source of this 333-nucleotide messenger RNA. RefSeq lists its product as uncharacterized. Bases 1 to 333 code for a protein of 110 amino acids. NCBI's taxonomy places the organism in Eukaryota, Fungi, Ascomycota, Dothideomycetes. The transcript has a single exon. The record is from RefSeq and is a predicted model, not a curated record.
AUGCGUCAGUUCCACAAGAGCACCGUAACACCUAGCAUGUCCAAAGAACACCAUUUCAACGCCCGGAGCGCACUUCCGCAGACCUCCAUGCAAUUUCCACCCUCUCCACCACAUACGCAAACCCCCUUCCCAUCGAUGUAUGACACCGAAAGCUUCACCACUGAGCUCGGCAGCUCACCUGAUAAAUACGCUCCGCUCAUCGGCGAGCCCCGUUUGGGCUUCCUUGAUGCUGCGAAGUGGGAAGACUUCACGUCGCGCCUUCGGGACGCGGGCAUGGCAUCGGACGCACCUGGCAGGGCGGCCGUUGACGUGGCAGUGGUGCUCGACUAUUAA